GCUUAAUAUAUACAUAUUUUCAAUGAAAAUUAAACUUUUGUACUAAAAUUUCUUUGUAUUUCAUCAAAUUAUCAAAUUGUAUAUCUUACAAAAAAAAAAUGAUUCAAAUGAUUUUAUUAAAAUUUUUUAUAAUAUUUCGUACAUGCUAUGGAACAUCUGAUGAUCUUAAAAAGGACUUAGAAAAAUCAUGGGCUGAAUUUGAUAAACAAUUAAAAUGUGAUCACUUACAGUAUAUUGGUUACAAUGAAGGAAUGGAAGAUGAUAUGGACAUGCAUUCUAAAAUAAAAAGACAAUAUUUAUCUUCAAUAAAUAAUAUUAGAAAUUGGCAUGGUGUAGAACCUCUUAAACAAAAUAAUGAAUUGGAUGUUUUUGCACAGUCAUAUGCAAAUUAUGAAGCCAGGGUAGAACGAAAUGUUACAUUCAAUUCAGUUUUCGGACUAUUGUUAUCUUCUCGUCCUUAUUUAUUUUCUAAUGACGUAGGAAAAAAAGUACCUUAUGAAUUAUAUAGAUAUUUUGAUGAUGAUGAUAAACCUUUUGAUUUUGAAGCAAAUGAGGAUGAAAUGAUUAAAAUUGAGAAAUAUUCUUGGAAGUGUCGACUAUCAUCUACUAUAAUUUGGAAAAGUUCCAUUAACAUAGGAAUUGGUGUUGCAAAAACAAAUGAAAUUGUAAUUAAUGGUGAAAAAGUAUAUGGAUCAUUUUAUGUUCUUAUAGGAAUAAUACAUCCGAAACCACACGUGUUGGGAAAAUAUAAAGAAAAUAUAACACCUAGAAAUCUUGAUAUCAUGAAACAUGAUGGUUACUUCGAAUUUCUUCAGGAAGCAAAAAAACGUGACAAAAAUAUAGUUAAAUACGAACUCCAGUCAUAUGCCAAAAAACUUAUGGGAUCUUCUUCUAAAAGAAAUAUCAGCCUUGAAAAAAAAGAAAACUAAACGUUCAAUAGAUUAUUACUUGGUUUUUGAUGAUUAUUCUGUUAAAAUUAAUGUUUAAUUAUAACUAAAUUAAUAUUUGUGAAAAAAUUGUCCGUAUCAUUAUUAUUAUUUGUACGAUUUAAAUUCAGAAUUCUCAAUUUAUGUUUUAAUGAUUCUUUAAAAAACAUUAAAAUACUUAUGAAAUUGUUAUUUAUAUAUGGAUGCACUCUUUUGAUACAUGUAUGUUAUUUAACAUCAUGUGUAAUAAAACAUGUACUCACAAUUAAUUUUGUAAUAUAAUUUUUUAAGAUA
Messenger RNA from Daktulosphaira vitifoliae (grape phylloxera), 1220 nucleotides. RefSeq lists its product as uncharacterized. The transcript has 4 exons. NCBI's taxonomy places the organism in Eukaryota, Metazoa, Arthropoda, Insecta, Hemiptera, Phylloxeridae. The coding region runs from base 99 to 929 and encodes 276 amino acids. The record is from RefSeq and is a predicted model, not a curated record.